Molecule: messenger RNA, 2006 nt
Organism: Manihot esculenta (cassava)
Lineage: Eukaryota; Viridiplantae; Streptophyta; Magnoliopsida; Malpighiales; Euphorbiaceae
Product: RNA polymerase sigma factor sigE, chloroplastic/mitochondrial
Exons: 6
Coding region: 274-1779 (501 amino acids)
Biological process (GO): DNA-templated transcription initiation; regulation of DNA-templated transcription
Molecular function (GO): DNA-binding transcription factor activity
Source: RefSeq, a predicted model, not a curated record
AUUACUUCCCCCGUCGAUACGAUAAACCCAUGGUUCUAGCCGUCGAUUAUUUAGAGAAACUACCCGUGGACACGGCAAUUUACAAGUUAAUGAUUCCUCUAUUAAAGCUCAAAUUAUGUAUAGAUUCUCCGUGUUCUUCUGUUUCCUGAGUUUGUUCCAGGAACUGUAGAAUGAAGAUAAUGCAUUAAUUGGGAAAUUUGGUGCAGGUUUUGCUCUAUUCAUAUAGUGAGAGAGGUCCUCACAGUCGCUUAAAAUUCUCACCGGGAACUUGGCAUGGGAGUUGUAACUGCUUCCAGCUCAGUUGCUCGCACACCACUAGGAUUGAGCACAAAAUUUUCAAAUUACAAAUCCACAGUGAAAAUACCAUUGAUUGUGGCAUUUAAAGAAGAUAAAUCCAAUAACGCAGCCUUGAUUGCACAAGGUGAGCAAAUCCCAUUGCCUAUAGAGACACCCAAAGGGAAGAAGAGAAGAGGAAAAACUACCAAUCAAGUGCCUUCAACCACAUUGGAAGUGGAUUACAAUGAAGCUGCCGCCAAGCUUGAAAACUUAUACAAGCUUAGCCCUGUAACUGAUACUUCUGAUGUAGAUGUAAAUGGCUUGAUUGGGAAAGGUCCACGAAGGAAAAGGAAAAUUGGUGAAGGUAAAAGGAAAGCAGCAAAUGGAACUGGUAAAAUCGUUAUUAGGAACCCUGCAAAGAAAGCUAAACGACUGAAUCUUGAUACAAGAAUUGCAAUGAGGAAGAACAAGGAAGAGGAAAUGGUAACUCCAAUUAGGAAGAAAACGGAUGCUAGGGACGGAAUUAAAAAGGUUGAGGAACUUGUGAGGGAGUAUUCUGUUUCAACUGAUUUCAUCAGCAUGGACUGGAAAAAAAUGAAGAUACCUCCAGUUCUCUCUUCAACAGAGCAUGCCUGGUUGUUCAAGUUAAUGCAACCCAUGAAAGCACUCCUUCAAGUGAAAGACUAUUUGCAAGAAAAUAUGGGAAGAGAACCAACAGAAUGUGAAUUAGCUAAGGCAACAAAUAUGAAUGUGGAGCAAGUACGGAAACAGAUGGAAGUUGGUCAAGCUGCGAGAAACAAGAUAAUCAAGCACAAUCUCCGGCUCAUACUCUUUGUAAUCAAGAAACAUUUUCAUGACUUUGCAAAUGGCCCAAGAUUUCAAGAUCUUUGUCAAGCAGGGGUAAAGGGACUUAUUACAGCAAUUGAUCGCUUUGAACCCGAGAGGAGAUUUCGGCUUUCCACAUAUAGUUUUUUUUGGAUUAGACAUGCCAUAAUACGAUCAAUGACGCUCGCAAGCUUUACACGUGUUUCGUUUGGCCUUGAAACGGUAAGAGUGGAGAUCCAGAAAGCCAAACUUGAGCUGUUGGUUAAGCUUCAAAGGCAACCAACAGUGGAAGAGAUUAUUGAGAGGGCGGGGAUAUCCCCUGAGAGGCAUCAUGAAGUAAUGAGGGCUUCAAAACCUGUUUUCUCUCUACAUUCAAGACAUGCAAUUACCCAAGAAGAGUUCAUUAGUGGGAUUACUGACGUUGAUGGAGGUGAUAAACGGAGGCAACUAGCUCUUCUGAGGCUUGCUCUGGAUGAUGUGCUUGAUUCUCUGAAACCAAAGGAGAGCCUAGUGAUCAGGCAGAGAUAUGGGCUAGAUGGUAAAGGUGACAGAACAUUAGGAGAGAUUGCUGGUAACUUGAACAUAUCAAGAGAAAUGGUUAGAAAAUAUGAAGUUAAGGCGCUCAUGAAACUCAAGCACCCAGCUAGAUUGGAUUAUCUUCGCCGAUAUGUUGUCUGAAUUGAUCAACUUCAUAAGGUUUGCGUCCAUUACUUUCUUCCCCUUGUAUGAUUACUCAUCACCAGUUGCUGUAUACUGAUGACAUGGAUCAUAGUCAUUUUUAACUAUACGAAAUUAGAGAAAUCUAAUACAAUGUAAUAUACUUACACAGAACUUGGAGAUUUCAAAUCACCACACAUGCUUGUAAUAAUGUCUCUCCUUUAUAAUCUGAUGAUCUCUUUCACUCA